CUCCCUCCUCCCUCCAGUCGGGUCUGUUUUCUACAGUCUAGCUUCAUCCCGUUAUUCGGACCGUAUUCCCUCUAAUAAACAGCUGCGCUGCGCACUGCUCGUAUUAUCCGACCACCAUGGGAGUCGACGGCUGCACCAAAGUCAUCAAAUAUGUUCUGUUUCUGCUGAAUUUCUUAUUCUGGCUCGUUGGAGGUUUGAUCUUGGGCGUGGCCCUUUGGUUGAGACAUGAUCACCAGAUCAGCAGCCUGAUGGAGGUUCAGCUAAAUGGAACUCAGCCCCCCACCUCCUUCUACACCUCUGUCCACAUUCUGAUCGCAGUCGGCGCCGUGAUGAUGGUGGUCGGCUUCCUCGGCUGCUACGGCGCCAUCCAGGAGUCCCAGUGUUUGCUGGGAACGUUCUUCGUCUGCCUGGUCAUCCUGUUCGCCUGUGAGGUUGCCGGUGGAAUCUGGGGAUACAUGAACAGAGAAGCUGUUUCUAAGGAAAUAAGGGACUUCUAUGACAGCGUCUAUGACGAGGCCACCACUAAAACCUUUGACACUGAAAACAAAAAGGCUCCUGUUUCACAAGUGCUGAAGGUCUUCCAUGAGACGCUCCAGUGCUGCGGUAAGGACAAGACCACCUCGUUCUUCUCCGUGAUAACAUCUAAAGUCGGCUUUCAGGACGUCUGUAAAUCCGAAUGGAUGGGAGUUAGCUGCCACCAAAAAAUUAAUGAACUCUUCUCGGAAAAGAUUUACCUGGUGGGAAUCGUUGCGCUGGUGGUUGCUGUCAUUAUGAUCUUUGAGAUGAUCUUCAGCAUGGUGUUGUGCUGCGGGAUCCGCAACAGCCCCGUGUAUUAGAGCGACUGAGGGGGCGGAGCCAUGACCACAGGGGUCCCAGCCGCUUUCAUCUUUUUCUUAUUACAUAAAAUGUAUCACCUAUAAUGCUUGCUGGAUUAGUGAGCUCUUUAAAACGCUGCCCUUAAAAACAAACAUCAUUACACUGUUUUUACGUUUAUUUUUUUAUUCACACAUGCUGUCUUCUGUACACGGUCAGCCCUAACCUUGGAGGAUUUGUAGUUUUAUUUUUUUUUAUUACUCCGUGGUUACAAUCACCGGUCGAGGUGCUGUAGAUCUUUAAAGAUUUGUGUUUGUCUCGGUUUUUACUUCUAUCCUGCCUCUGAACUUGCUCAUACAUUCUGUUUGAUGGGUUGAUUUGACUGUUCUCUGUAUAAACUGUAUAUAAAAAUAUGUUAACCGUGCUUUAUGUCUGCCUGAGCAUGGAUAUUGUAUUACACGAGGCCUCUGUGCAGUAGUUUCUCUUUACUAACCUCUGCUCGAUUGUCUUGCUUCAGGCUGAAUCGGUGUUUCUUCCUGACACUACAGGCCUUAUGCACACAGUAUAACAGAUUUAGACACGUUGAUUCACAUCCAUGUUAACAGGCUUCUCCUGCAUGAAUCCAGUUAAUCUAAAAAAAGCUGCUGGGAACACUGCUGUUUCCAACUAUUUGCUCAUCUAUAAAAAAAAAAAAAGAAAAGUUUCUUUUUGCACUUAAUCGCCUAAAACGAUGGACCUUUUCUCUCCUUACAAGCUGCCGUAGUGAGUUUAAAACACUCCUUUCAUACUGAUCAUCACAACUAACAUGGUAGUUAUUAGUAUGACUUUCUGACUAAUAUUUCUCUGUUUUUAAAAACUUCACAUGCGGGGAAAUUGCUGCAGGAUUUGUCUUUCCUGACAUUGUUCUGCUGUCCGCCAUCCCUGGACUAACCCGUUCUAGCCAAGUAUAUCAGACGCGUCGGAGAGACGCAUCCGUUCGCUCUCACCUCUCUAACCUCCAUGUAGUGUCUAGCUGUGGUCAGCCUAUAUACGCCUUGCCUUGUUUAUCAGAACCGGUGGGAAUCUGUGAUACAGCUCUAAUGUAUCCUUAUAGAGAAGGUUGUAGAGAGCAAUGUAUGCCUUUUUCUCUUUGUAUUGGAAUAUCUUUGUGUGGUACGUUAAACAAGUCUGGUGAGGGGGAGGGAGGGGGAUUCAGUGGCAGGGUUAGACUUUCUCUCCCAGAUUGUUUUAAGACACUAAAGUGAAAAAAAAUGUCUAUACGAGUCUUAAUGAGGAUAUUCAGUGUUCCUCCAGUUUAUUUCAAUUUCUGUUUGGCGAAGUAUCUUCUUACACACUGCCACCAGCCUCCACCUCUUUCACACUCCUAGACUUGGUUUCACCCAAAUUUAAAGGGAUUAAAUGUAUUUUCCAAAUAAA
Messenger RNA from Cyprinodon tularosa, 2229 nucleotides. RefSeq names its product CD81 antigen-like. The transcript is spliced from 8 exons. Bases 117 to 836 code for a protein of 239 amino acids. The record is from RefSeq and is a predicted model, not a curated record. Gene Ontology annotation, cellular component: membrane. NCBI's taxonomy places the organism in Eukaryota, Metazoa, Chordata, Actinopteri, Cyprinodontiformes, Cyprinodontidae.